Molecule: messenger RNA, 636 nt
Organism: Hydatigera taeniaeformis
Lineage: Eukaryota; Metazoa; Platyhelminthes; Cestoda; Cyclophyllidea; Taeniidae
Source: the annotation of a GenBank genome assembly
AUGCGGCCGGUUAUCUACUUCAACCCGAUAGCUAUUCCAAGAACGAAACACUAUGUGCCACUUUGGCGGCGACACGUUGUGUAUCCAAAAUUUACACCCGGCGAUCCUCAAUUGAGAAUGUUUCUUCCUCCAUUUUGGAUGAAAAUGCUCUAUCCCGGCGAAAAGUGUCCCAAACGUUUGGUUGUAUUCAAGAUUCAUCCCCAAAUGACAAAAUACGAUGUAAAACAGUAUUUGGAAAAGAUUUACAGGGUUCCUGUUAUCGGUGUUCAGCUAAAAAUGCUCUACCAUGACUUAUCUCCGCUGGACACAGUCGAGGAUCCAAAACGUGUAGCUGGAGCAAUGUUCCCACAUCUCCUUCCGCGUGAAUCAGAGCGCUACGAGAAGGUCGCCUACGUCCAUUUGGCACCAGGUCAUGAGUUUGAGUUUCCAGAUAUCUUCAAAGGGGGAAAACGACCCUCAGAAGAGAUCUAUCGGCUGAUUGAUCAAGCACAAAUAAGGAAUGAUUUGCAGCCAGCCAAGGAAGACAUGGAGGAGACGGAGCAACUUGUCAAAGAGACGAAAGGGACGGAGGGACAGAAAGGCUCAAAACCUCUACAACCAUCUUCACCUGUCAUAAACAGAUGGUUCCAAUCUUAA